UAUACAGUUAUGAUUUUAAUAAUAAAAUAAUAAUCCAAAAAUAUAUAUAUAGAAGAAGAUACAAAUACAUGUGAAAGUUUAAAACAAUUUAUUCAAUGAAAAAAUAUAUACCAUACACUUAUUAUGUUUUAAAAAUUAAUAGACACAUAUAUUAUAAUAUAUACCAAUUUAGAAUUAAAAACAAAAUAUUUAUAUAAAAAUAAAUGAAAACAAAAAUCUGCGCGAUUGCGCGAAUCGAGAUCUAGUUUAUUAUUUAAAAAAUAAAAGAAAAAACCUUUGAGCGAAGACUGGUGCUCUCAAGUCUCAACAAGAAGCCAGCAAAGGAAAUUGAUUUCAGUACCCUCUUAAGAGUUCACAACACAUGUCUUCUCCUUCGGUCUAGGCCUCGGGCAAGAUCUCUUCGCGGCUUUUGGUAGUCAACAUGUCCCAGAGUUUCUUGAAAGCUAUAUGACUUCGCAGUGAGACUUUGGUUGUUUGACUGGUUGCAAUAGUUGGCAUAUUCCAUAAUAUUUCAAUAAAAUAACUAAAUUGACUAAAAUUUUAGAAAAUCACAUUGUAAAAGGAAAAUAGUUAUUUUAUCGGAAAUAACUCCUUUCCAAACUUUUUUGUUUUUAAACAACUCCUUUCCGUACCUUAUUUGUCUAUAUAUAAACAAAUAGAGCUAAAACCCCUAAUUAAUUUCUAUACGGAAACAAUGACGAUGAUCACUGAUCUUUCAUUAGAUUUGGUGGAGGAGAUACUCUCUAAGGUUCCGUUAACUUCUCUCAAAGCAGUAAAAUCCACAUGCAAAAGAUGGAACACCCUAUCCAAAGAUGAGAGCUUUACAAAGAAACACUCGGCCAAAGAGUUUCCGUUGUUCUUGACUUUUGAUUAUUAUUUUUCUCAAAGAAGAUUCAAUGUCCACAGAAUCCAUUAUAACACCAAAGACUUGCCAUGUAUAAAGGAGAUAGGUAAACUACAUAGUCCUAUCAAAUUACAUAUACUCCAUCACUGUGGCGGCUUAUUGUUAGGCUACGCUGAGGAGAAGCUAGUGGUAUGGAACCCGUCUUUGGCGCAAACCAGAUGGAUUGAACUCAGAAAUAAGCGGAGGGGUCUUGGUCAGUGUGCUAUUGGAUACGACAACAACAAGAACCAUAAAGUCUUGGUGCGUUUCUAUAAUGUGCAUGAGAAUAAUAUAAUUAAUGAGCAUGAAAUCAGGCAUGGAAUAUACGAUUUUAAGUCUAGUUCGUGGAGGGGUCAUGAUAUCCCCAAUCCUAAACGGUUAAGAGAGAGAGGUGUGUCUGUGAAGGGAGAUAAUUACUUUGUUGUUGACGGGAAAUUAUUAGGUUUCGAUUUUACUAAAGAGAGAUUUGGACCGUUUAUGGACCUACCAUUUGAAAGUAGUGAUGAUUUUGAGUAUGAUAGGAUUCCAUAUUCUUGUGUAAGAGGGGAGCAGCUUGCGGUGCUAUUUCAAAGGCACCUAUGUGACUUGGUGAUAUGGAUUACAACUAAGAUUGAGCCUGAUACAGUGUCGUGGAGCAAUUUCUUUAAAGUUGAUUUGAAACCUUUCCUUGGUUUCGACCAUUGGUUUAAAGUUCGCAGUUUCGUCAUUGACAAGGAGAAGAAAAUAGGAGUGGUUUGUGGUACUGAACUUAAAAGUCAUAUAAACGAGGAAAAAUGUUAUGUGGUUGAAGAGGAUGGAUGCUACCAAGCAAAAACGGGGAAGCAAUAUGUCUUCUCUUAUGUUCCAAGUUCUGUGCAGAUCCAAGUACCUUCAUCAUGUGGCAAAAGAAAAGGAAGAGAUUAUUAUUUCGGCAUCACCAGAGACAAAGCAACAAAUCGGUAUGCCACAGGAUACGACAACAACAACAACAAACUCUUGGGGCUUUUCCAUGAUGAGUAUGACACUAAUAUUAUCGCCAAGCAUGAAAUCUACGAUUUUGAGUCUAGUUCAUGGAGGGUUCUUAAUAUCGUCACUCCUAGAUAUUUUGAACGGAUAUGGAAGAGAGGUGUGUCCUUGAAGGGAAACAGUUACUUUGUUGUUGAUGGGAAACUAUUAGGUUUCGAUUUUACUAAAGAGAAACUUGGACCGGGUAUGGAUCUACCAUUUGACACUGAUGAUGAUAAUAAGAUUCCAUAUUCUUGUGCAGAGGAGAGCAGCUUGCGGUGCUAUUUCAAAGGUAUAGCUAAAUCUGAGUUGGUGAUAUGGAUUACAACUAAGAUUGAGCCUAAUGCAGUGUCGUGGGCUAAUUUCUUUAAAGUUGAUUUGAAACCUUUCCUUGGUUCUGAACACUGGUUUGAAGUUAGCAGUUUCUUCAUUGACAAGGAGAAGAAAGUUGCAGUGGUUUGGGGUAAAGAAUUUAGUAAGUUUUUUUACGAGGGCAAAUGUUAUGUGGUUGUAGUGGAUGGAUGUUACGAAGAGAAAACGAAUGUGGAAGAUGUGUUAACCUCUUAUGUUCCAAGUUUGGUGCAGAUCCAUUAAUUAAGGUCAAUAAGUACCUUCAUCAUGAGGCAAAAUAAAAUGAAGAGAUUAUUAUUCAUAUUUUACAGUAAGCUUGUUUGUUUCUUGAUUUAUCUCUUUUUAUUCAUUAACUAUUAUUCUCUUUUUAUUCAUUAAUUAUUAUUUUUUUUUUAAAACUGGUCCAUUGCUCCAAUCUAGGUAACAUGAAACAAACAUGCUUGGCUGGUCUGAAACUAUACUUGAUUAUAUUGUCGAAUGACCCUUACUCAUGCCCAAGAUUAAAUUUAGAGCGAUUUGCAAGAAAAAUAUACAAUAAAUGAAAAAUUUGCAAAAAUAGAAAAACACAAAAAAACAUGGUUGUGAGUAGUCUCUCUCUGGAGUAUUUUACCAUUUGCCCCUUACUCUAACUAGCUAGUCUAAAUUAAUAUAAAAACCAAUUAUAUUAUAAAGUAUAUAUAUAUACACACGUAAUUAUCGAUCCAACGCAAGCUUCAAAAUCAGGGAUGUAAGACUUCACCUUAGCGUGAAGCAACUUCUUUGCAACCAAAGUCACGAAAAAAAUUAUCUGCUCGUUUAUAGUCAAAACCAAAGAACCUAAAGUAGUGAUGUUCAUCUUAAGCACUUCUACAGCUAUAUCCAUAAGAUCUUUACACAAAAAAACCCCGGGUUUGCCAAUAUCCACUACAAGAAAACACAAGUUUUACGAGGGCAGUUUUCCUCGCUAAUUCGUCGUAAAAGCAGUGUUACGACGAAUUAGCGAGGAAACCCGUUUC
This is a messenger RNA of Brassica rapa (field mustard), 3213 nucleotides long. RefSeq names its product putative F-box protein At5g51000. Lineage: Eukaryota; Viridiplantae; Streptophyta; Magnoliopsida; Brassicales; Brassicaceae. The record is from RefSeq and is a predicted model, not a curated record. Gene Ontology annotation, molecular function: protein binding.